AUGCCAAAUGCGGCGCGUGCUGCCGUGCUGUUGCUGGCGCUCGCGCGGACGACGAUGAGCGUCGGGAGGCUACUUUCUCCUAGCCCAUCGCCUUGCUCCUCCGUGUCUUCCAGCUCGAAGUGGGUCUCUUCAUGUCCCAGCACGGCAAAAUAUUCAGCUGGUGCUCUCUUGGGCUGGACUGAUGGUCUGGUCAAGCGCACGAGAGGAGGAUAUGGAGGAUCAAAGACUAGGACCGAUCAGGUCGAGCAACAGCUAGAGGAAGUACAACAAGAGAUCAAAGAAGUACAACAAAAGAUGAAGGAGGUACAACGAGAUAUCAAACAGGUAGCUCCAGGCGUACAACGAGAGAUCAAGAAGGUACAACGAGAGAUGAAGGAGGUGCUGAAAAAUAUCGAUCACGAACAGGACUCAAUGAUGAAGGCGGUCCAUGUCAAGGUAUAUGAAAGGCUUGGAGACAGAGUGAAGCAGCUUGGAGACAGAGUGAAGCAGCUUGGAGACAGAGAGAAACACCUUGGAGAGCGAGAGAUACAGCUUGGAGAUAGGUUGAAGGAGCUUAACAAAGAAAGGCUUCAUCUCCAGAGACAGAGCGGGGUAUCUAGUAAGCCUAGGGUUAUUUGGAUCGAGUCAGAGGCAGGACUGGACCGGAUAGGCUUUUGCCAUGGCAAGAAGUACUUUCGUCUCGAUGCAUCAUACUUGCAAGGAGACGGAGAGAUACUCCUUUACUGCCGGGAAUCCUUCCACGUGCAGCAGCGUUUCUUGAAAGACAAGGUAGUGGACAAUCGGGCAUUGGGCUGGAUUCAAGGUCCCCCGGGGACUGGGAAGACGACGACGACGCUAGCCUUCUGUUUAUCGCUUUGCAUGAAGAAGUGGAGCAUAACUUUCUUCCAGCUCGAUUCAGUUGACUUGAUUGAGUGCAUUCAGAUCGUAGGCAGUAAGAGAAGGUCGUGCACGAUACCAGUGGAAUGCACGCUGAAAUGGACCAAUGAAAUACUACAAGAAUGGCCGGACAGCGAGAAGCGUCUUGUCAUCAUCGACGGCUACUUGAGGCACGAAUCACAUCAUGUCCACUGCUAUCGAGCGUGUACGAGAUGGCUCCUAGGUGAUAGAGAGAAUCGGCGGGUAGUAGUUGUGACGUCGAUGUCAUGUGGGGGAAAGGUACGGGAUAAGCACGAAAACGUCGUAAAUCUGAGGCGGCACACCGUUGUAUCAUGGACGGCUGGUGAGUACCUGGAUGCAGUGAAGUGUGACGAUUUUUACAUGAGAGUUAAGCCCAUGCUAUCGUUGCAUGACAGUGCAGUGCACAAUGGUAUGAGGAUACAGAAGCGGAAUGGUACGAAAGAAGAGCAGAUUAUGUCGAAGUAUUACCUGGCUGGUGGCUCGUGUCGGUACAUGUUUGAGAAGACAGCAGCGGUGGUGGUUGAGAGGCUGGAAGUGGCUAUUUCAUCAUGUCGAAACCUAGAACUUCUGUUCCAGGGUAACGUCGGCGACUCUUCGCCGCAUGCUGUAAAUCACUUGACUGCGAGGUACAUGCAUGACGGACAAGCGUGCUGGAUGCCUGUCAGCAAGUACGUCGCCACGAGGCUUGCGGACGAAGCGAAAGUGGACGUUUUGAAGAGGCUGUUGGAUGGGGAGUGCAAUCCGAGCUUGCGGGGCUACCUUUUCGAGCUUUUAUUCUUCAAGAAGGUGAAGCAAGGGCUGACCCUGACCUAUCGCAAGCACGAGUCACGAUGGGAAGGAUGUCCAGUGUUUCUGUUGGACACGAUGGGAGUCAUAAAUGAUCUUCUUAAAGAUAGAACAUGCUUGAAACCAAUUAGCGUGUUUCAACCAGGCUUUGAUGCUAUCAUUGUGGACGUGCGUGCGAAGUUGGUCGAGUUUGUGAUGGUGACAGUUUCAUCAUCGCACUCAUUCAAGCUCUCUCCCUUGGCAAAAGCUCUCAAGAAGCUCAACAUUCCAACCAAGGGAUGGAAAGUCAAAGUAGUGUUCAUCGUCCCGCCAGAAAGGCUUCAGGAUUUUCGGAUCGACCCAAUCAAACACUGCGGAGCGCUAAAGGAGUACGGAUGGAAGAAGGGGCAGGAGGGGAAGCAGGCAGAUGUAGCGAGCAUUGAUAUCUUGUGA
This is a messenger RNA of Guillardia theta CCMP2712, 2115 nucleotides long. RefSeq lists its product as hypothetical. NCBI's taxonomy places the organism in Eukaryota, Cryptophyceae, Pyrenomonadales, Geminigeraceae. The record is from RefSeq and is a predicted model, not a curated record. The transcript has a single exon. The coding region runs from base 1 to 2115 and encodes 704 amino acids.